Heterobasidion irregulare TC 32-1 is the source of this 621-nucleotide messenger RNA. RefSeq lists its product as uncharacterized. The annotation marks the transcript as partial. The transcript is spliced from 4 exons. The record is from RefSeq and is a predicted model, not a curated record. Lineage: Eukaryota; Fungi; Basidiomycota; Agaricomycetes; Russulales; Bondarzewiaceae.
UUCGAGUCCGUGUUGAAAGACACUGUCAAGGGCAGGAGGGUGUCUGAGUCCAAAAUAAAGAAGCUCACGGAGGUCGCCCUUGGAUGUAUGGAAAAUGAUACACAGCUGGUCUCCCUCCUAUACCGUACGCACAAGGCGCUGCCAGCGUCUUGCAAAGUAUCUAGUCUAUAUGCUGUGGAUGCCCUCGCUCGUGCUGCUCGGCAUCGAGCAAACAAGCAAGGACUCACUGGCGAUGCCCGUUCUGGACAUGGCGACUGUGCUACAUUUCUUUCCAAGCUCGAAGCCGUCCUCGAGGGCGUGUUUUAUGAUAUGAUAUCAUCCGCAGGCUCCGAAGGAAAGGAAAAAUCGCAGAAGAUCGUUGAUAUCUGGGCCAAAUCGAAUACGUUCUCACCGACAGUAUUAACCAGACUAACGGAUGUAUUGAAGGAUGCUAAUAAAGGUGCUUAUCAUAAUAGCAUGUCCGCCAGCGAAAACCCUACAAUGUCUUCCAGUUCUCCGGCAGCUUCGACGCUGCCAGUGACUGGGCCGGCUUUCCCUCCCAUCAAUACACCAUCAACGCCACCGACCGUCGAUCCAUCAAUACAGUCAUCGCUGCUCGCUCUCCUGACUCAAGCCGCGAAU